AUGAUAUCAAUUACUACAAGUUGGUUGGCUCGUAAGCACACAAUCGUUCAAAUUCGUCACUUUCAUCAACACUUGAAGUAUUCACAAAAUCCAACUCAACAUUAUGCUUCUCUUCUCCAAUCUUGCAUUGGUCGAAAAGCAGUUGAGCCUGGAAAGCAGCUCCAUGCGCAUCUAUGCCUCACGGGUUUAGGCUACAACAUCAAUUUAGCAACAAAGCUUGUUAAUCUUUAUUGCGUUUGUGACAAAUUGCCGAAUGCCCAUCACCUGUUUGAUAGAAUUCCUAAAGGAAAUAUUUUUCUUUGGAAUGUUUUGAUUCGUGGGUAUGCUUGGAAUGGACCGUACGAGGCUGCAAUUUCUCUGUAUUAUCAAAUGAUUGAUUAUGGGCAUGUGCCUGAUAAUUUUACUUUUCCGUUUGUACUUAAAGCGUGCUCGGCCUUGUCUGCGAUUGAAGUGGGGAAGGAUAUACAUGAAUAUGCCAAGAGAACGAAGUGGGAUAAGGAUGUUUUCGUGGGUGCUGCUCUUAUUGAUAUGUAUGCUAAAUGUGGUUGUGUUGGUAGGUCGAGGGAGGUGUUUGAGGAUGUCGUUGAGAGGGAUGUAGUUGUUUGGAAUUCAAUGCUUGCUGCUUACUCGCAAAAUGGUCACCCUGAGGAUUGUUUGUCGUUAUGUGGUGAAAUGGCAUGUGGAGGUGUUAGACCCACAGAGGCGACCUUGGUGACUGCAAUUUCUGCUUCUGCUGAUGUUGCAGCUCUUCGACAGGGAAGGGAGCUUCAUGGGUAUAGUUGGAGACAGGGUUUUGACUCUCUUGACAAAGUGAAGACAGCACUUGUGGAUAUGUAUGCCAAGAGUGGGUCUGUGAAAGUUGCUAGGAUUUUGUUCGAAGGACUCCAGGAGAAAAGAGUUGUUUCUUGGAAUGCUAUGAUCACUGGAUAUGCAAUGCAUGGUCAUGCUAAUGCAGCACUUGGCCUGUUUAAUGAGAUGGUUGGCAAAGCUAAGCCGGAUCAUAUAACUUUUGUAGGUGUUUUAUCAGCUUGUAAUCAUGGAGGUCUGUUGAGUGAAGGGAGGAUGUAUUUUGACUCAAUGGCAAAAGAUUAUGGAAUUGAACCAACUAUUCAGCACACUACAUGCAUGGUUGAUCUCCUAGGUCAUUCUGGUCGCUUAGAUGAGGCUUAUGGACUUAUAACGCAGAUGAAAGUUAUGCCGGAUGCUGGUGUCUGGGGUGCAUUUCUUAAUUCAUGUAAAAUCCAUGGUUAUGUGGAAUUUGCAGAAUUGGCAUUAGAGAGGUUGAUUGAGCUUGAGCCUGAUGAUGCAGGCAAUUAUGUGAUCCUUUCAAAUAUUUAUGCCCAAGCAGGUAGAUGGGAAGGUGUUGCAAAGCUUAGAGAACUAAUGAACGAAAGAGGUGUAAAGAAAACCACCGCGUAUAGUUGGAUUGAAGUUAAAAACAAAGUACAUGCAUUUCUCUCUGGGGAUACAUCUCAUCCUAUGUCUGACGAGAUUUAUGCAGAGCUACAGAGCUUAGGAGCACGAAUGGUACAGGCUGGCUAUGUCCCAAACAUUAUGCCUGUUUUCCAUGAUGUGGAAGAUGACGAGAAGAGCAGAAUGGUGUGCAGCCACAGUGAAAGGCUAGCGAUUGCUUUUGGACUAAUUAGUACACCCCCAGGGACAAAGCUGUUGAUCACCAAGAACCUCCGAGUUUGCGAGGACUGUCAUGUUGCAAUCAAGUUUAUCUCAAAGUUAACAGAGAGAGAAAUCACUAUCAGAGAUGUCAAUCGCUAUCAUCAUUUCAAAGAUGGCAUCUGUUCUUGUGGAGAUUAUUGGUGAAAUGGGUUCAGGAAUUUCAGUGUCUACUAGGGUGAUGAGAAAUCAAUUGCUUCUUGAAGAAGAAUUGGCUCAUCUAACUGAGUAAAAGUGUAAAUCAUGAUUGUUUUGUCAAAAAGCAAUAACUCCUUAAAUGUGACCAUGUUCUUGUUCUCAAAAGAAGCAGCUCCAAUUGGUUUCAGCAAAGAGAUAUUGGGUUUUGCCAAUGUAAAGUGCAAUCUUGUAAGGGCCAUGAUAAGAUGUGGAAGAGAACUCGAAUUCAUUCCUGCAAUUAAUCUCUGUCGCCACUCCUCACUACACGUCAAACAUCAUCUACUCUUGCAGAUCAUACAUAGAUUCGCCAUGCAGCUUCAGAAAUACAUCUUUAUAUGAGACAGUUAAUGACCUUACCCUUGGUGUAUCUCAGUUGUGAAUUACAUUGAGAAUUCGAAACUGCAGCCAACUCGUAUGCGGACAUGUUUUUAAUAGGUUUGCUGAUUUUUGUCAUGCAUAGGAUAGAGACCACAUGGUCAAAUGGUAAAAUGGCCAUAUGGUCAAAAGACCAAUUCUUCUAUAUUCUCAUCUAAAGUAUUCAUCUCAACAGUUGGUCAUGACCGAAAGACUAUAUACUUUGAAUAACAUCUCCAGUCUCCAAGCAAACCACUGGCCAUGUUAUUUAGCAUUAGCUACUAAAUCAGGUAUUAUUUGUUCAGCACAAUUUCCUUCUUUUUUUUCCCUUGGCAUAAAGAUCGAUACAUUUUUAUA
Solanum verrucosum is the source of this 2559-nucleotide messenger RNA. RefSeq names its product pentatricopeptide repeat-containing protein At3g46790, chloroplastic-like. Gene Ontology annotation, biological process: RNA modification. The transcript has a single exon. NCBI's taxonomy places the organism in Eukaryota, Viridiplantae, Streptophyta, Magnoliopsida, Solanales, Solanaceae. The coding region runs from base 1 to 1818 and encodes 605 amino acids. Gene Ontology annotation, molecular function: RNA binding; zinc ion binding; protein binding. The record is from RefSeq and is a predicted model, not a curated record.